AUGAUUGUACAUAAUCAACUUUCAUCAAGUUUCAUAUUAAAUGAAGAUGAGAUUUCAAAUACAUCAAUAGAUCUACAAUAGGAAAUGCAAGAUUCAGUUUAAUUGGAGAAUAGAGACAAUUUCAAUAUACAAUUUAAUAGAUAAUCUAUAAUGUAUGACAGUACAGAAUUAUGUGAUACCAUCAAUAAACAAUUGAUUGAAGAAGAAUAAAAAUAAUUAUUACUUAAUCAGAUUACUGAAUUACGAAUGAAUAAUCAAUAAUUGGUAGAAGAAAUCAAAGAUUUACAUAUUGCUGCUGUAGAACAUAAUGAGCAUCUUUAAUUAAAGAACACUGAGAUUGCUGAAUUAAAAUUGGUCAUUCAUGAACAAAAGUAAUAAAAUAGAAAAGCAGAUGACACUAUAUAACAACUAAAAUAAUAAAUUUAAGAUUUUGAGUAUAAUAUUUUUGAGAAAGAUGAAACCAUGUAAAAUAUUUGUUAUUAUACUUUAGAGUUGAAAUGGGAGAACAAAUUAAGAAAAUAGAAAUGAAAAAAUAGAAAUUAGAAUUGUCUCUCAAAGAAAGUCGGAAUCAUGUGGCUGUCUAAAAGUAUUUUUAUAGUUAUAUAUAUUAUUUAGAUAAUAAAUUAAUAGUUUAUUAUUAAAUUGUAAUCAAAUCAAUAUAGAUGAAAUUAAAACAGAAAUUGAUAAUGAAUAAAAUAAACAUUUAUAAUCAGAAAUGUAAUCUAUCUUAAUUUUAUUAGUUAAUUGUUGUAAGAGAGUUAUGAUUAAUUAUUAAAAGAAUAAGAAGAUUCAGAAUUAAAAGAAAAUCAAAAAUUAGAUUAACUCAAAAAAGAUUAACUUCAAUAUUAACAUAAUCUAGUUGAAUUAGAGUUAUUGAAACUUAAUCUAAAUUAGAAUGCUUAAGAGAUAUUAUAGUACGAUGAAUUAAUUAAAAAAAAUGAAAUAACCAUUAAAUAUUUAGAGGAUACCAUCUAAACUUAAAAUGAUAAAUAUGCACAAUUAUAAAAAAAAUUCUAUAAAUCUAAGUAAACAAUAUUGUUUUAUUUUAGAUUAGUUGUUAAUGAACUGAAACAUAAGAUAUAAGAUUUAAUGCUUUUAUAAUAGAAUGAUAAAGCAAUCAUUCUCUAACAAUAAACUCAAAUUAAUUAAACUAAAAAAGAUUUAGGCAAAUUUAGAUAUUAAAGGGAUAGUCUAAUUGAAGUUUAAUCUAAAUUAUUGAAAUCUCAAUAUAUGGAAGAAGAAAUCCCAAUUAAGUAAUUUGAUAUCUAUAUGUAAGAAAAUAACUGGAUAUUAAAUUAAAUGAGAUGCAAUAAUUAUAGAAUGAGUUGAAUCUUAAAAAAGAUGAAUUAACUCAAGAAUAAUAAUUACACUUUAAAUCACAAUAAUAAAUUUUAGAAAUGAAAACAAAUUAAUCUACACUUGAAUAGAAACAAAUCAGAUUGGAAGAAGAAUAAAGUUCACUUAAUAUGAUUAUCAAUUAAUAAGAAAAAUAAAUUUAAGAAUAUAUCCAAUAAAUUUAAGAUAUUAAAAAUCAAAAUUAAGAAUUACAUUUAAGAAUGUCCUAAUUUGACAAAUAAACAUCACAAAUCAUCACAUAAUUCAAGUAAAAAUACUAAAUUUAUUUGAAAGUUAAGAAAUUUAAAAUUUGAUUUUCAAUUAUCAUUCAUAUGAACAAUCAUAUAAGGAUCUAGAAAAAUUGAAUAUAGAAUUGAAUGGUUAACUAAAUGGUUAAAAUGAAUUGAUGCUAAAAUUUUAGAAAUUAAGGUAUUAAGUUAAAGAUAUAAAUUUUAGUGAAGAGAAUAAUGAAUAGAAGAUACUUAUUACAGAGCUAUAAGAGAAAUUAUUGUAAUUAAAUAAAAGGUAAGUCAGAGAGUAAUUUUAACAAACUUAUUUGACAACUAAAUCAAUAUCAGUAUAGACAGAUCCAAUAAUUGAUAAAUAAGUUAUUUAGAAUGAAGAAGAUAAAUUAAGGGAUGUAGAAAAUACAAUUAAUUUUAUUAUCAAUAAUUUGGAUACAAUGAAGGAAAAGAUUAAUUUAAAUCAAACAAAUAUAAAUGAAUUACUUAGUUUUAAAUAGAUAAUUUCUAAUUUGAUUUUAAAACAACAAGGUGUAAUUUAAGAGAAUGAGUAAUGUUAUGAAUCUACAUAAAUUCACACUCCUAGAUCAAUUGAAAAAAAGGACAAUAAGGAGAUAGAAUAACUUAAUUAACAAAUUCAUUCUUUAGAACUUUAAUAAAUUGAGAAGGUUUCAAUGAUAAAUGAACUCUAAUUGUAAUUAUAAAAAUAAGAAUAAAAGAUAGAAAAUUUAAAAUUAAAAGAAACUGAAAAGCAUCUUUUGGAUAUAAUCGUUUCAGAUAGACAAUAAUUAUGUGAAUGCAAAUUAUAAUAGGAAUACAAUAAAUAUGUUUCUGAUACUCAAAAUUUUGAUAGGAUUAAGUAAUUAGAAAGUUUGAAUUUAUAAUUAAAAAUUAAGGUACCUUGUUGAUAUUUUUUUGAUAGCUUGAGGCAUAAUAGGAGAUAGCCAAAGAAAACUUGCGCUUAAGAAAAAAGAUUGCAACUCUAGAGAAUUAGGAUAUGAGACAAAGUUCAACUUCUCCUUAAAAAAUGUUUGGUAGCAAAAUGACUUUUAAGACUUUUUAAACUAAUUCUACAUAGAAAUCAAUUGAGAAAAAGAGAAGUCAUAUAACAGAUUAACAUUAUCAUUCAAAUUAGAAUAGUCUUAAGCAAUAAUUAAUUGAAUCAGAUACAAUCUAAUCUAAAAGAUAUGUUGAAAUAUUAAAAAAAUGCAUAGAGGAAUAAUAGAUGAAGUUAUAAUAGAGAGAAGAUUUAAUGAAAUAAAGCUAAGUUCUUUUAAAUAAUUUGUCGACAGAUUUAAAAAAAAAAUUAAAUUUAAUAAAUAGUGAAGAUUUAACAAAAAAAAAAUAAGUUAUAACAUUUAUUGAAAAAGUAUAGUUGUAAGUCGAUUUUGUAAUGAAAAGACUAUUAUAACUUAAAAAUACUGAUUGUGUUUCACCAACUCGAUUAGGCAAAGACUGA
This is a messenger RNA of Paramecium pentaurelia, 3036 nucleotides long. The record is from the annotation of a GenBank genome assembly. Lineage: Eukaryota; Ciliophora; Oligohymenophorea; Peniculida; Parameciidae.